Molecule: messenger RNA, 1520 nt
Organism: Populus euphratica (Euphrates poplar)
Lineage: Eukaryota; Viridiplantae; Streptophyta; Magnoliopsida; Malpighiales; Salicaceae
Product: U-box domain-containing protein 21-like
Exons: 1
Coding region: 75-1394 (439 amino acids)
Biological process (GO): protein ubiquitination
Molecular function (GO): ubiquitin protein ligase activity
Source: RefSeq, a predicted model, not a curated record
AAACCUUUGUAUCUUUUGAAUAGCUAAAACAUCAAGGAAACUGACCUUCACAUCUCUUCUGCAAGCUAAGGGAAAUGGUUUUUAGCUGGAAAAGGAAGAGAGCUGCUCAGGAAAAGCUGAAGAAAGGCGAGGAGUUGGUGAUACCAAACCAGUUUCUUUGCCCAAUAUCUCUAGAUCUUAUGAAAGAUCCGGUGACAUUGUCUUCUGGGAUAACGUAUGAUCGGGAGAGCAUUGAAGCGUGGCUUGAAGGUGGGAGUUUUACGUGCCCGGCGACAAAUCAAGUGCUAAGGAGUUUGGAUCAGAUUCCUAAUCAUAGUCUUAGGAGAAUGAUUCAAGAUUGGGGUGUGGCGAAUCGGAACUACGGCGUCGAACGAAUCCCAACACCUAGAGUUCCGGUUUCGGGGAUUCAGGUCUCGGAGGUUCUUCUUAGUUUGGAGGAUUCAGUGAAGAGUUUGAAUGGACUACAGUGCCUAGAGUUGGUGCACAAAAUCAAGAAAUGGGGCAGUGAAAGCGAGCGUAACAGGCGUUGUGUCGUAGCGAAUGGAGCAAUUCGUGUGCUUGCAGCUGCAUUUGAAGCGUUUGCGAGGGAUUCUUUUGAAAGCAAUGCUACUUUGUUGGAGGAGAUAUUAUCCAACAUGAAUUGGAUGUUUCCUUUUUUCCAACAUUCACUUGAUACGGAAGCACAAGCACGUUUAGGAUCGCAAGAUUCUUUACGCUGCUUGGUGUGGUUCUUGAAAUGUAGAGAUCUUUCGGCGAAGCAAGACUCCAUGAUUGCAUUGAAAGAACUUGCUUCUUCAGACCAAAAGCAUGCAGAAGCACUGGCAACCAUUGAAGAGGUGAAUGAAGUGCUAUUUAGGCUCAUUAAGGAACCAAUUUGCCCUACAAUCACCAAAGCUUCUCUUAUGGUAAUAUUCUAUCUACUCUCAUCUCCUCCCUCCACUAGCACAGAGAUCAAAUCAGAAUUCGUCAAGAUGGGCCUGCUCUCUUUGUUAUUAGAAGUUACUGUAGACUCAGAAAAGAGCACAAGUGAGACAGCAUUAGGUGUCUUUGACAUACUUUGUGAUUGUGAAGAAGGUAAAGAAGAGGCCUCUAGGAAUGCUUUAACAUGUCCAGUCUUGGUGAAGAAAAUCUUAAGGGUAUCAGAAUUGGCAACCCAGUUCUCAGUCUCCGCCAUUUGGAAGCUUAGCAAGCAUGAAAAGGAACACGACGUGAAUGUCCUGGUUGAGGCUCUUCAAGUAGGUAUAUUUCAGAAGCUAGUGUUGCUCUUACAGCUGGGCUGUGGGGGUGAGACCAAAGAGAAGGCGACAGAACUUUUGAAGCUGAUGAAUCCUUACAGAGCUGGAUUGGAAUGCAUUGACUCAGUAGAUUUCAAAAAUCUAAAACGGUCAUUCUGAAACACUGAAGAUUUUGGAAUAUUCUGUUCAAACUCUUUUUUUUUUUCAGAACAAUUUUGUAAUUUGAAAUGGUAAAUUCAACAUUAUACACUCUAAUUUCUUCUCCUGUUUAUUGUAUGAAUGAUU